Molecule: messenger RNA, 683 nt
Organism: Glycine soja
Lineage: Eukaryota; Viridiplantae; Streptophyta; Magnoliopsida; Fabales; Fabaceae
Product: photosystem II reaction center W protein, chloroplastic-like
Exons: 2
Coding region: 125-535 (136 amino acids)
Biological process (GO): photosynthesis
Cellular component (GO): chloroplast; photosystem II
Source: RefSeq, a predicted model, not a curated record
AUAGGAUUGUCUUCGCAGCGAUGAUAUUAGUUUUAACGUUAAGCUUAGGAAGAAAUCUGUGUAAGUAGCCUAGUCAUACUCUGUAUCAUUUCAUUUCGAUAAUCAUCCAUAGUUACUGAAGAAAAUGGCAACCAUCUCCGCUGCUAUCACAACCCCAUCGAUCACCCGCGCAUGUCUAGUGCAAAAACGUUCUCUUGGGUUCUCAUCUCCCGUUCUUGGUUUGCCAGCAAUGGGUAAGGUGGGAAGAGUGAGUUGCUCCAUGGAGGAAAAGCCUUCUUCUGUGAAGGAAAGCAGCUCAAGCAUGUUGGGGAUGGGGGCAUCUUUGAUGGCAGCGGCCAGCGCCGCAGCCAUGUCAGGCCCAGCCAUGGCCUUGGUGGAUGAGAGACUUAGCACUGAAGGAACCGGGCUACCCUUCGGCCUCAGCAACAACCUUCUCGGUUGGAUCCUGUUCGGCGUCUUCGGACUCAUCUGGGCUCUCUAUUUUGUCUACACUUCCUCUCUUGAAGAGGAUGAAGAGUCAGGACUGUCCCUUUAAAAUAUCCUGGGUUGUAGGGUGGGUGAUGAUGAUGAUGAUGGAUUGUAGAAAUCGCAAAGAGUCCACUCAUCUUCUGUGUUGUUAAAAAAAAAACCAGUGUGGUUAAUUUCCUCUUCUUUCUUUCAACUCCCAAUCUUCUUUGCUUCUA